AUGAACCCCGUAGCCAAGAUCAUCGCGUUACGCACCGAGACCCAGCUCCAGAUCUUCAACAUCGAGAGCCGCAAGAAGCUCAAGAGCCACCAAAUGACCGAAGCCGUCGUCUUCUGGCGCUGGAUCUCGGCCAACACCAUCGCAUUGGCCACACCCACCGCUGUGUUUCACUGGAGCAUCGAGGACGACCUAGCACCGACAAAACUGUUCUACCGUAGUGCGAAACUGGCAGCGGAGAUGCAGAUCGUCAGCUACCAGGCCUCAGUCGACAAGCAGUGGAUGCUAUUGGUGGGUACGAAAGAGGGUCAAGGAGGUCGUGCUCUUGGUAGCAUGCAGCUGUACUCUAUAGAGAAGAAACUGAGCCAAGUGCUGCAGGGCUACGCGGGUUCCUUCACGCAGAUGAAGCCACCAGGGAGACUAGACAACGCGCAGGUGCUGGUCUUCGCGGGUAUAAAGGCGGACGGCAGCCAGUUCAACUUCUUAAUGGGGUACCUCUUCCUGUUCGACGCGCACUCUGGUGAAUUAAUCUACCGCGCGUGCGUGAUGCAAGACACGCCGUUCGAAACCUGUCUCGACUCCAAGACCAAGGGCGUGUUAAGUAUCACGCGCCGUGGGCAGCUCCUGCAUUUCGGGAUCAACAGGGACAAGCUGGUCCCAUACGUGCUCAACUCGCUUCGUGACCCAAAACUAGCCUUGAGUCUAGCAUCGCGGAUGGAUCUUCCAGGCACAGAGGAGCUCUUUUACCCAGAGUUUAACCGCCUUGCUAGCAUCAACGACGUUCAAGGUGCAGCUCGACUCGCUGCUGCGUCCCCUAACGGCGCGCUUCGUACGGCUGAGACCAUUGAGAUCUUCAAGCAAAUGCCCGACCAACUGGACCAGUCCCAGCCUCUCCUCCAGUACUUCUCCAUUCUACUAGAGAAAAGCACGCUGAACAAGCUCGAGUCCAUUGAAUUAAAGUGGCUGGUGGAGGACAAGCUCGAGUAUUCGGAGGAGCUAGGCGACGUCAUUGCUGAGUUGGAUCCGAUGAUGGUUCUGCCGGUUUAUCUGCGUGCUGAGGUGCCCCCUAAGGUGAUCCACUGCUUCGUGCAGUGCGUACUGAAAGAGUCCAAACCGCAGGACCCACGCGCGCUCAUGCAGCUCUGCGACCGCUACGAUUUCGUGGAGGAGUUGACGCAGUACUUGCACGCGAACAACUUGAUGCAGUACAUUGACGUGUACUUCCGAACUGCUUCCGUGGGCGACUUGUGUGAGCAGGUGGAGAAGCGCAACCGCCUGCUUCUACUGCAGUCUUGGCUCGAGAAGAAGAAGAAGAAGGAUACGGCGGUAUACAGCGCUCUUGCGAAGAUUUACGUCGUGUUGGAUAAGGAGCCACAGCCGUUCUUGAUGAAGAACAAGCUCUACGACUCGAAGGUUGUGGGGAAGUUCUGCGAGAGUGCGGACCCGUUCCUAGCGUUCCUCGCAUACCGUCGCGGGUGGGGCGAAUGCGACGAUGAACUGAUUCGUGUGGCUAUGGAGAACGGAUUGUUCAAGGACUUGGGCCGAUACCUAGUGGAGCGUCAGGACCUUGAGCUGUGGGGUAAAGUUCUGAUGAAACAGGAGGAGGGCGAGGAAGAGCACCAAAGUAGACGUACCUUGAUCGACCAGGUUGUGCAUACAGCGCUCCCAGAGUCCACGAGAUCUGCCGAAGUGUCGACUACGGGCAUGCGCUCAUGA
Messenger RNA from Phytophthora sojae, 1713 nucleotides. RefSeq lists its product as hypothetical. Gene Ontology annotation, cellular component: clathrin complex; clathrin coat of coated pit; clathrin coat of trans-Golgi network vesicle. NCBI's taxonomy places the organism in Eukaryota, Oomycota, Peronosporomycetes, Peronosporales, Peronosporaceae. Bases 1 to 1713 code for a protein of 570 amino acids. The transcript is spliced from 4 exons. The record is from RefSeq and is a predicted model, not a curated record. Gene Ontology annotation, molecular function: structural molecule activity; clathrin light chain binding. Gene Ontology annotation, biological process: receptor-mediated endocytosis; intracellular protein transport.